AUGGCCUUCAUUGCAGCUCUGGGGAUCUUGAUGGCAGGAAUCUCCCCUGCUGUCAUCUGCUCUUCAGAUGGCACACUGGGAAGUCACACUGCAGUCCACCAAGACACUGGAAAACAACUGAACAGUCACACAUUGACCCCAAUCAACUUUGACUUUGCCUUCAACCUCUACAAGAAGCUGGCUUUGAAGAAUCCACAUAAAAAUAUUGUCUUCUCCCCACUUAGCAUAGCAAUGGCCUUAGCCUCCCUGUCCCUGGGAGCAAAUGGCAAGACCCUGAAAGAGAUUCUAGAAGGUCUCAAGUUCAGUGUCACAGAGACCCCCGAGGGAGACAUGCAUCAUGGCUUUGGGCACCUCCUACAGAGGCUCAGUCAGCCAGAGGACCAGGGACAGAUCCGCACAGGUAGUGCCAUGGUUGUUGACAAGCACCUGCAGAUCCUGACAGAGUUCAAGGAGAAGGCCAGGGCUCUGUACCAGACUGAGGCCUUCACAGCCGACUUCCAGCAGCCUCGUGAGGCCAGAAAGCUCAUCAAUGACUAUGUGAGCAAUCAGACCCAGGGGAUGAUCAAGGAACUGGUCUCAGACCUGGAUGCGAAGACAUCCAUGCUGAUGGAGAAUUUUGCUCUCUUCAGAGGCAAAUGGAACAUGACUUUUGACCCUCUUGAGACGUAUCUGAAAAAAAUUGAAGUGAAUGGGAAGAGGAUUGUGAUGGUACCCAUGAUGGAAAUGGAGGACAUGACCACACCCUACUUCCGAGAUGAGGAAAUGGGAUGCACUGUGGUGGAGAUGAACUACAAAGGCAAUAACAAGGCCAUGUUCAUCCUCCCUGAUCAAGGCAAGAUAAAGAAGGUGGAAGCCAGCUUACAACCAGCAACACUGAAGAAAUGGGGGAAAUCUUUGAGGCCCAGGAUGAUAGAUGAGCUCUCCUUGCCCAGGUUCUCCGUAUCCAAAACCUACAGACUAGAGAGCAUCCUUGCAGAGCUGGGCAUCAGGGAACUCUUCUCCACACAGGCUGACCUGUCUGGGAUCACUGGAGCCAAGGAUGUAAGAGUCUCUCAGAUGGUUCACAGCACUGUGCUGCACAUGACUGAGACAGGCACAGAAGCCGAUGCCAGCACAAGAGACAAAGACGACUUCCUGUCUGCUAAAAUCAACCCUACAGUUGUUAACCUUAACACGACAUUCCUGUUCUGGAUUGUAAACCCAUAUUAUGAGAUUAUCAGCUUUAUGGGCAGGAUUACCAACCCUGCACAAAACUAG
Apodemus sylvaticus (European woodmouse) is the source of this 1257-nucleotide messenger RNA. RefSeq names its product serine protease inhibitor A3N-like. Gene Ontology annotation, biological process: negative regulation of endopeptidase activity. Lineage: Eukaryota; Metazoa; Chordata; Mammalia; Rodentia; Muridae. The coding region runs from base 1 to 1257 and encodes 418 amino acids. Gene Ontology annotation, molecular function: serine-type endopeptidase inhibitor activity. The record is from RefSeq and is a predicted model, not a curated record. The transcript is spliced from 4 exons.